Messenger RNA from Suillus subalutaceus, 2088 nucleotides. RefSeq lists its product as uncharacterized. The record is from RefSeq and is a predicted model, not a curated record. NCBI's taxonomy places the organism in Eukaryota, Fungi, Basidiomycota, Agaricomycetes, Boletales, Suillaceae. The transcript has 6 exons. The coding region runs from base 1 to 2088 and encodes 695 amino acids.
AUGGCUCGCACCAAACAAACCGCACGCAAACACCCAAAGCAAUUUGGCAAGGUACUGCAACCCUACGGCAAACCUGUUCGAGUACAGCAUCGUGCGAUGAACGCAGCAAAACAUGCUGUCAUCAGUAGGGCACUUCCUGAACCCAUCCGUAUUUUCCGCAUCCCAGUCACCAAGGCCGAGCUGUCUAUGGACAAAUGGGACGCACAAGCACCUCACAGGAUCCACUACGGCGUUCCGCAACUGAUGAACUACGGUGCAGAGGAUACCGGUCGGUUUGAGUGUUUGCGGGUUCCUGUCUUGAAGGACCAGCGGCUUCUCGGCUAUGUGCCCCUCCCCACCAGAUAUCGUUCGUCCUGGGUGUAUCUUUGCUACUGUGUGGAGUACUGGCUCUCCAUAUGGAAAUGUUGGGAUGAAGAGUCGAAGAGGAAGCAGAAGAAGACUAAAAAGACAAAUAUCAAGACCCAGGAAGAAAGGGCGGGCCUGGUUGACACCUCUCGCAAGAAUGCCGGUUCACGUUUCCUUCAAGCUAUGGUUGCCAGGAGAGCGGUGUUGGAGGAGUGCAUGACGAACGGUGUGAAUGAUGAGCGGAUUGAAUCACUCGACGAAUUCAUCAUUCGCAAUCACCGAGAUUGGCUAUUCAUGGAGUUCGACGAGCUGCCUGACGAUGCGGACAAAUAUUUACAGGCGGAUCCGUUGCACGCUGGGAACAAGAAGCUUUUCGAAACGGGCUGGGGUGUGAAGGAGGAUAACAUCCCGACGAUGCUUGGUCAGGCGGACAAUGCAUGGAUGUCCAAGGGACUUGACCUCUCAGAGAUGUUCAAGAGAUCCAUGAAUGCAGCGCUCAAGGAGCUCAAGACUGGGGGGGAAGGGAUCGACAUCCCAUACAACGAAAACGCCGAAUUGCCAGACAAGUGGCACGAGUCCCAUGAGCCUCCAAUUCGAUUCAUCAGCGAACGAAAGGACGCGUUUCUACGCCAGGGAUUCACCCUAGAUGAACCUCUGGUCUUUUUGUACCAUUGCUUGCGGGCCGAGGAGGAGAUCGAGCGUGGAGACUUCCUGAGGGAAAUUAUGGACAUGCUUGCCACUGACGAGACACGACAGGAGUGGUCGUUGCGCGUCGACCAGCUGAUCGACGGCGAGAUGACAUGGGACGACUUCAGUAAUUUAGUGGCUGAUGAGUUGGAUUUGGAGUUGGAUCAGCGGGUCAACAGCAUGGGUCCAGAUGAUGUUGAGCUUGACCUCCCGUUUCUCAAGUUGGAUGCAAGGAUUGCAGUGCGAGCUUACCUACGCAACUCGACAAGCAACCCCGACACUGCUGCCAAUAUAUUUUUUCAGAGCAUCAGUCGAUUUUCUGAUCCAGAUGCCAACGAUCUCAAGCUGUGGGAUUUGGUUAUAAAAACAGCCAAACCCAAAACUGUAACUAAAGUGCUGAAGGAAGCACAUGGCCAGAGUUUGAAAUUGUCGGACAUGCGCCAAGGUGAUGAGGGUGCUAGGCUGACCGACACUGGUCACACACAACCAACACCUCCUGCUAAAGUUAUGCAAUCCAACACAGAUGUAGAUCAGGCAGAGGCAGAAUCAAGGGGAAAUAGUCCUGACAAUAUUUGUCUUGACAGUGAACGGUCUGCAGUCCAACCAUCUUGGGUGCCUUUGUCAAAGCUGAUGGUUCCUAGCUCACAUGGACAUAUUCAUUCGAACGCUGGCGAGAACUGGGGGGAUCAGCUAACAACACCAUCGAACACCCCUCCUAACCAUACUACUGAUGCCAUAGUUGAAGAUCAGGAUGGUUCGCAAUUCACUGCAGAGAACAUGGAAGAUGGCAGGUGGACCGGAAGCGAUAACUUCAUCCCAGAAUCGCUUUUCUCCUUGGCGGACGUGCAACAGGCCAUCGAUGCUUUCAGUUACGAUGGCAUUUCGUUCAACGAGUUCCGCAACAUAUUGUUGACCGACAUCCCUCCAAUCCAUGUCAACACUGUACAAGAAGCCCUGCGAACACUUGAUUCUGGUCGUGCAGACAAGAAGACGCUCCAUGGUUUGCUCAAGACAUUGGAAACAGAAGAGGCAAUACUCAUUGUUACAUGUUUGUGA